CGAACGAUCUCUCCCGGCGAGGUGCGCGACGUUGGCCAGCUCGCUCGCUCAGCUCGGUCGGUCGGACGGGAGGUUUCUCCGCGUAACGAACUCCGAGUCGGGAGGCAAAAGUGUCGUCUCAUCGCCGCCGCCGCCGCGCGAGGCUCGAACGUCGCGGCGUGAAGGAAGCGAGACGCGGCAUAACGCUCGUCGCGGUCGCUCAUAUCCGCGCGCGAACCCGUCCCGGGGUUCGAAUCGUCCGCCUCGAAUCGCCGCGGCCGUGUGUAUGCGUCGUCUAUGUAUGUAUGUAUGUAAACGUGUAUACGCGGGAUCUGUCACUUGUCAAUUUUUGCGGCCUGAGGCCUCCUGCCCGCCUCGCUCGCGGUCUCGCAGCUGAUCCGCGCUGUCAGCGCGACUCCGAUCCGCGCCCGAGGGCCAAGCGCCGACGAUAACACACGGAGAACGGAGGUGCGGAGCGGCCGCCCGCCGCCUGUCAGAGGAGUGUCCGCCAGGCAUGCGUGUGCGACGCGCGCACGACUCCACCGCAGGCUGAUCAGUGUGGCAGGCUCGUGCGCGGAUUUUGAGGUUAUUUCGAUCCCGUGUAACUGACCUACACCCGGCCGCGCCGGAAAGCCGCGGAUCUUUUAUUUCCACUCCGGCGCUCCGAGAGAUCGCUCGCCUUCCCCGAGAGGACUCCUUUCGCGGUUCCCGCGGCGAAUUAACGCGGUGGACGAGUGUCCUGGACCGUCGCUGGACUCCGUACUCUAACCUUAAAAACUGGAGCACGCGACUCGCUCGCGAUGCGUCUCGCGUGAACGUGCACCGCCGCCUGUUCUUCGAGAAAAUUCUUCGUUUACGUGGGACUGUCUUUGUGCUACUCGCGCGUAAUGUCAAUCAACAUUUCGCGGAAUUGCGUCAUCGCCUCCUCAUGACGGCGAGCCUGUCGGUUGGAUUUAAUAGGGACAGUGAAGCAAAGUGCGACAACGUGUCGAAAUCCGUAGGAAUCUCCGUUUUCGCGUGAUUUUGUACCCGAGAGCCGAGAGCAGGAGCAGCAUCAAGAUGCUGUGCAUCAAGAAACUGUAUCGGGAGGAGCUGCUGCAGCUCGCGUUGCUGCUCUCCCUGCUGCGCGUGGAUCCGGAGUCCUAUUUGGGCCUGGACAUCCAGACCAUCGGCGUUGGAUCCCUGGAUCUCCACAACGGUUCCGGAUGGCACACGGACCACACGAUUGUCCAUCGCCCGAUGUUCGUCCAUCCGAAGAAUCCGGAUUCCAUGCUUCUGAAUUACCAAAGGGAUCUGUUCGAGGAGCUCAACUCCUUGGGCAGAUACAACAGAAUGAAUUCGGGCCUCAAUGCCAUACACGCUUAUCUGCUCAAUGUCGAGGAGUCUAAUAGAGAUGCGACAGUGGCGGGUCCCAGCUUGUCAGUUUCCACUAACACAACCAGGAACAUGACGUCUCCCGAUCCACCAACUUCCACCCAGAGUCCUGCAGAGCCAGUUGGCGCAGCGGAACUCACUCAAGAGGAUAUGGACCUAAUUGAGGUUCUCUGGAAGCAGGAUGUGGAUCUGGGAUUCACGCUGGUGGAGCCGGCCACGACGCCCACCAAAAAGCCGUCUACAUCGGAAAAAGAAUCAGCGGACGAAAUCGAGAAGCUGAAAGCUUUAGAAGCUAUUAAUGCCACCUAUCAGAAGGAUGAUGCCAAGGAGUCCGAGCCGCAGGAAGAUGAUCCAUGGGCAGGACUGCCUUACACCGUAGAUCUUGAAACUGGCGAAUACAUUCUCAGCUCCGGCAGUCAGAACGGAAGUGGAAGUAGCAUCGUCGAAGAGGACGAUCCGCUUCUCAACGAAGCAUCGUUGGCUUUAGACAAUCAUCCCUUGGCUGACUUAACCGGUGAUUCUCUGGGUUUAAACGACACUCUAGAACUCGAGCAUGACUUUACUUCAGAUUUGCUCGGAGGCAGUCUCUUGGCAAGCGCCGGCGUAGAACAUCUGCUUAACAACGAUACUCUAGGCUUGCCCGACGAAUUUAAUCUCGAGGCGGCGCUUCAGCUCGUUGGCCUCGAUGAGGCUCAACCAGAGGAAACGAAGUCGGAAGUGAAGAAGAAGAAGAAAGAAGACACCGCCGACGACUCCGCGAGUGCAGAGGGCGACGCGGCCAUUACCGCCUCGAGUAACGUCGAGGUCGCAAAGUCAUCCAGGUGCGAGGAUCCCGAGACCGGCGACAUGAUUCACACACCGCAGUUUCAUCAUCCCCAUCAUCCACACCACCGCUCCUUCCAGGGUCGCAUGCCGUUUGUGCGAGCGAUGAGCAUGGAACAGCGGUGGCAGGAUCUCGCAUCUCUCUUAUCCCUCCCGGGAGGACCGGAUCACUUCGCACAUCCAGCGCAUCCUGGAUAUCCAGGACACGGUAUAAGUCACAGUCAUUACGAGGCGCAACGUAAUGUAUUGCUCCAUAAUCCUACCUUAGCGCCUCCGGUCGGGGAUCUCAAUUCAACAGGACCCUACCAUAAUGUGGGUGGGUCGUCGAAUUUGGGUUCAGCUGUGGCAACAUCGAUGAAUUUGACAAACAGUAGCGAGCCAAUGGGUGCAGAGAGCGGCGCGAGUUACAAGUCUGAACCUAACGAUAUGAUGUAUUAUCACGCACCGGCGACAGAUUCCAUAAACCAAACCACUGACGGAUUUCUUUCGUCCCUACUCAAUGACGAGGAUUUGCACUUAAUGGACAUGGCCAUGAGCGACGGCAUGUACACCAUGCGCAUGUUGGACAAUGGUAGCAACAAUGCAUCCGGACCGACCGGUGCAGCGGCCUUGCCGGGUGUCCCGACAACUGGCGGCACAACUUCGACGGCCACGGGUGUUACGACUCUACCUGGUGUAGCCGAUGAAAGGAUGGAUGCUUCAAGUGAUAGCGCUGUCAGUAGUAUGGGUAGCGAGCGCGUACCAUCUCUAUCGGACGGCGAAUGGAUGGAAACUGGAUCCAAUUCCAGCCAUACUCAGGCCGACUCCCAUUACACCAUGGAUUACGCAAGCAAAUAUCGUAUGCCAUACGACUGCAACUACUCAGUGUCCGCGAGAAACGCCGGCUCGCCGAGAUGCCAAGCAGAACGAGCGGUACCACCAGUCGCACAGAAGAAACACCAAAUGUUCGCCAAGCGAUAUUUCCAGGAACAAGGCACUUGGGCUACCGCACAUCCGACCACUCCGAUGAAAUAUGAUUAUGAUACUCAUACAGUUGGUGCGGGUGCACCGGGAAAUACAUAUUCUGGACCAAUCGAAGGUGCGGCCGGGCCACAGCCAGAAAUGAAAUAUAGCUGCAGUGUGGAUUUCAGCCGUCAUCAAUCCGGACGAUCUGUAAUAGAACAUGUUCAUCACAAUCACACCUAUCAUUUGCCCGCUGAGAGCUCAGGAUCUCUUCAACGUCCCAUUUCCCGUGACAAGAAAGUCCGCAAAAACGAAGCAGAGGAGCAUCUAACAAGAGAUGAGAAGAGAGCAAGAGCAUUGAGUGUACCGAUUGCAGUCAGUGACAUCAUCAACCUUCCCAUGGACGAGUUUAACGAACGUCUCAGCAAAUAUGAUCUCAGCGAAGCCCAACUAUCUUUAAUACGCGAUAUUAGGAGACGAGGCAAAAACAAGGUUGCCGCACAGAAUUGCCGUAAACGCAAAUUGGAUCAAAUCAUAAGUCUAGCUGAUGAAGUGAAAGAGAUGCGAGAUCGUAAGUUGAGGCUCAUCCGCGAGCGCGAGUUUAUGCUCAUCGAGAGACAGCGGGUGAAAGACAAAUUUAGCCAACUUUACCGUCAUGUUUUUCAGUCUUUACGGGAUCCGGAUGGUAAUCUGUACCAUCCGUGCGAAUACAGUCUUCAACAGUCUGCAGAUGGGAACAUCUUGCUAGUUCCCAGAAAUCAGACGAAUCCGCAUCAGUCGCGACAGUCUUCGAUGGAGCCGAAGACUAAACCCGAUCCUGAGCACAAGGAAUGAACUGCUAAAGGAUUGUAUACGAUGUGAUUGAUUUAAUUGAAAAACUUUUGUUUUUCUUGGGCAGCGCGUCCAAAGCGUAAUGAAAGCGAACACGGGCAGCGAAUAUUAUACGCGUUAUUAGAUUUAUUGCGUAUAAUUCGAAAGAGUAGCGUUCAUGGUUUUAGACCUGACACACCUCGCACUGUGUCCAAAUAAACAACGAAAUUCGUCAAGGAUACCGGCUUACGAAUCGCGACUACGUGAUUUUUGGCAGAUGACUUUUUAACACAUUUAGAGAUUUUAGUAGGAAGAAAGAUAGGAUUAAUUAUUCUAAUGGUGGUUUUUGUGUGCAUGGGUGAUGCUACAGUUUUCAGUUACUUUGACUACCCGUGUUAAUACAUUUUCACAUCUAAAUAUCAUAACUUCAUGCAUUUUCUUUUCAUUUUUAUAAUCAAAGAUUUUUAUAUUACAGAAAGUAGAGCAUCGGGUAUCAUUGUAUUUGUUUGUAUAUAUAAUGUAUCUUGUCUGUUGUGACUGUCUUUAAUAAGAUCAAUAAUUAAUAAUAAAAUAAAAUCGAAAGCUUCAUGAAUUUCCUAUGCUUUAUUUAAGCUACGUAGAUGAUCUUAAAAUAUGUUUCAUGAGUUUAUACUGGCCUUAUAGCGACAUAUAAUACUACUCGUGAAAAAAUAAUGGAAUGUGUUAUAGUAUGCGAGUUUCUCUGUGAUUGCCUAAACCAGGCCUGCAGCUGGUUUGCCCUUUUCAGCCGAUCUUGCUUGCUAUUCCUACUUCUCUCGUUUCGUAGCAUUUCGGCUGUUCGCGGAGAUGUAAGGGCUCGAGGACAGUAUUAACUACAAAUUGUAUAGAGUUAUUAUUAUUAUUAUGUACAUUGUGUAUAUAUAAUUAUAUAGGUGUAUAUAAUAUAUACACACACAUAUAAUAUAUAUAAUAAUAAUAAUAAUAACUCAAUAAACAGUGAACAACGCUCAGGGCAAUACGCACCAAAGUCCCAUACGAUUUAUAACUAAUACCAUUCCUGAACUCGAGUGUUACAUCUCCGCGAGUAGCAUAGAUGUUACGAAAUAAGAGAAGUGGGAAGAGCAGUGGACAAUAUCGGCCGAAAAAUGGAAACCGGCCUAGCUGCAGACCUAGCCUAAUACAAAUCACAAUGUCUAUAGCGUUAAAAAAAAGAUUACAACUAUUAAUAUACGUAAAUAGUAAGAAAACGUAGUAAGAUGGUUAUAUUGUGGAAUCACGCACGAGAACUGUUGUGUCACCAUAAUUAAAGCAACUCUAAAUUAACAUCUAAUUCCAAUUACUAUUCUUCCUGCUUUAAGCGUAAAAUAUGCUUGUCAUCUUCUUAAUAUACGUACACGUGUAACACACGUUGACACACGUACAGUGAUAUAUUAUACAUUCAAAAAGCUCAUUUUUUUACAUUCGCGAAACAGAUUUUAUCACGUUUCGAUAUCAUUAUUUUUAUGAAUUGUAUCUAUGAUUAUGACAUAUAUGAAUUGAAUUAUAUAUUUCAUAGAUAUAGAAGCACAGACGAUUGCGUUGAAUGUAUCCAGUGAUUUUUAUCUAUUCAGUUGAUUGUGUGUGAUUAUUAUUGUUAGCGGUAUACUUAAUUGCCAAAAUUAUGAUACACAUUCAUGAAUAAAUAAUGCUCACUGUCGCAAGCAAAACGCUACGGCAUUGAGUACGUCAUCUGCGUGUGACAGUGUUAGUAAAACAAAUGUUUAAUCACACGCGUAUGUAUUAUUAAAUAAAAAUUUGUUGUGUUAUAUGAACUUAGAAAAUACGCAUGAUUUGAAGCGCUUACAGUUUCAGAAGUGGUAGCGUUAUGGAUAAUAAUGCAAAAUUGUAAUUAAUGUAAUGCAAAAUUGCAUUUAAUUGCGGACAAAGUAGGGGGCAAAGCGAUAAAAGGCAAAUGAUUGAGGCAUUAGUGGGAUACAGCAAACUUGCAGUAACUAAUCUCCGAACCAUUUUGUGUUCCAUAUAGAAAGCAGCUUAAACAGAUACCUUAAAUUUCACUCCAUUCAGGUAGACUACAUGCAAAACACAUUGUAAUGUAUAUUACAAAUAAUAUAGUAAAUAAUACAAGUAUGUGAAUAUACACUUACUGCGACACGUUGUAAUGCUACAAUAUAUUAAGAAUAGCAUUCAUUGAAAUACGAACAAACAUAAUAAAAACACAUAUUUUUAUAAAGUAAAGAGAUGAGAAAUGUUCAGGUAUUUCACAUUUGCCUUUUUAUGUAUAUAUUAAUGUAGCUAGUAUAAUUUUCUAUAAAUAUUAUAUAUA
Molecule: messenger RNA, 6229 nt
Organism: Temnothorax curvispinosus
Lineage: Eukaryota; Metazoa; Arthropoda; Insecta; Hymenoptera; Formicidae
Gene: cnc
Product: segmentation protein cap'n'collar
Exons: 13
Coding region: 1039-3951 (970 amino acids)
Biological process (GO): regulation of transcription by RNA polymerase II
Cellular component (GO): nucleus
Molecular function (GO): RNA polymerase II cis-regulatory region sequence-specific DNA binding; DNA-binding transcription factor activity, RNA polymerase II-specific
Source: RefSeq, a predicted model, not a curated record